Miscanthus lutarioriparius is the source of this 1422-nucleotide messenger RNA. Lineage: Eukaryota; Viridiplantae; Streptophyta; Magnoliopsida; Poales; Poaceae. The record is from the annotation of a GenBank genome assembly.
AUGCUGGCCCAGGGCCUGUCCACCGACAAGAUCGCGCGGGAGAUCCGCGUGAUGCGCCUGCUCAGUCAGGGCCACCACCCCCACGUCAUCCGCUUCUACGAGGCCAUGGCCACCCACGCCCACACCUACAUCGUCAUGGAGCUCGCCGAGUCCGGCCAGCUCCACGACCACGUCGUCCUCCAGGGGAGGCUGCCCGAGGAGCAGGCCCGCACCAUCUUCCGCCAGCUGGCCGCCGCCGUGCUCUUCUGCCACCGCAACAUGGUCACGCACCGGGACCUCAAGAUGGAGAACGUCCUGCUCAUGAUGUUGCCUGACAACAUCAUCGUCAAGGUCGUCGACUUCGGCUUCAGCAAGGUCUACACGGACGACAAGCCCAUGCGCAAGAAGAUGGGGAGCCGCUUGUACGCGGCGCCCGAGCUGUUCGGCGGCGACACCAGCUGCUACGAGGGGCCCCAGGUCGACGUCUGGAGCUGCGGCGUCAUCCUCUACGGCAUGCUCUGCGGCGGACUGCCCUUCGACGGCGACGACGACAUCUCCGAGCUCGCCAGGAACGUCAGGCGCGGCGAGUACAGGGUGCCGUCCUGGGUGUCGGACGACGCGCGAGACCUCAUCGUGGGGAUGCUCAUCGUCAGGCCCAGCAAGCGGAUGACCAUGGCCGAGGUCAUGGCGCACCACUGGCUUCGGCCGGCGGACAUGCCUGCGUACCUGGCGAUGCGACCACCGGACGCAGCAUCCAUGGUGCAGGUCGGCGUCGACGCGGCAGCCGUCGAGCAGCUGGUGACGGGCCACGGCUUCGACAGGAGCACCCUGCUGGAGUCUCUGCGCCGGCAACACCACCAGCAGCACCAGGAGGACGAGGAGGCGGUCGCGUACCAGCUGGUCCUCGCCAGCAUGUCCGACGCGGACACCCGGUACCUGUCCAUGCGCCCCCCGCCGCCACAGCAGCGGCACCGGCAACCGCAGUGGGCGCUCGGAGGCCUGCUGGACGGCGGCGUGCUCCUCCACGACUGCCCGCGCCUGACCAUGCAGCGCAUCGCCGCCACGCUGGAGGAGCUGGGCAUACCCAUUGUCUCCUACCAUAGACGCCGCCAUCGGAUCAGGUGCCGCGCUGACGUCGUCGUCCCCGGCCCCGCAGCAGCCGACGGCGUGGAGAUGAACAACGACAUACUUGACAGCUUGUCGGCCGCAGUAUUCUUCGAGAUUCAGGUGUACAAGACCACAGGGGAAUUCCAACAAGGCACCGCCAAUGAUAAUGAUAAUGAUAAUUCACAACAAGAACAAGAUGAAGGAGAAGGAGGACAUGGACAUCCACAUCCUCAGUACUUGGUGCAUCUGAACAGGACAUCAGGGCCGCAGCUUCCCUACCUCAGCAUCUGCUCCCAGUUAUCAUCCAGGCUCAGACGACAACACAACAACAUCUAG